Molecule: messenger RNA, 2761 nt
Organism: Caretta caretta (loggerhead turtle)
Lineage: Eukaryota; Metazoa; Chordata; Testudines; Cheloniidae
Gene: HTR1B
Product: 5-hydroxytryptamine receptor 1B
Biological process (GO): bone remodeling; vasoconstriction; regulation of behavior
Cellular component (GO): plasma membrane
Molecular function (GO): G protein-coupled serotonin receptor activity
Source: RefSeq, a predicted model, not a curated record
GGGAACCUCCGCCCGGCCCAGUACCCGAGGCGUCGCGCUGUUCCCGCCCGGAGGCUGCGGGCUGCCCGGGGAGCGUGGCGGCCCCAGUCCCGCAGGCAGAGCCGCUCUGAACCCCGCCACAGCGCGGGGCGGUUUCAGGCUGGCUGCAGCCGCGUGUGCUAAUGCACCGGCUCGCGCGGUGCCCGGGUUUCGCUGGCGCCACUGGGCAGGGACCCGCCGGGGCGCAGGAGAAGCGAGAAGGCUCCCCAUUGGAUUGCCCGGCUCGGGCGGGGAUGGGGAGCGUCGCCUCUCCGCAGUCCGUGCCGGGGCCGGCGGAGUUGGAAGAGGUGCAGCCAGCUCCGCAGGCGAUCGGUUUCCUGGCGGGGGGAGCUGCCCUGCCAUUUGCCGCCUCGGGUUGCUAACUCAACGCCCGUCAGUUUGCCGGCUGACGCUUCGGCUGAGAAAGUGAUGGAGCAAGCGGCUCCCUGCCAGCCAGCACCCGACAACCUGAAGGUGCUGCAGACCAAUGACUCGUACCACGACCGCAAUUGCAGUGCAGCGGAAGGGAUCUACCAAGAUGCCACUCCGCUCUCCUGGAAGAUAGUCCUCACCAUUAUCUUGGCUCUUAUCACUCUCGCCACCAUGCUCUCUAAUGCAUUUGUAAUUGCAACCGUCUACCAGACGAGGAAAUUGCACACUCCGGCCAACUAUCUCAUAGCCUCCCUGGCUGUCACGGACCUUCUUGUGUCUAUCCUUGUCAUGCCCAUUAGCACCAUGUAUACUGUGACCGGGAAAUGGACUUUGGGCCAGAUCGUCUGCGAUGUAUGGCUAUCUUCGGAUAUUACUUGUUGCACAGCCUCCAUCCUCCACUUGUGUGUCAUCGCCCUGGACAGAUACUGGGCGAUCACCGAUGCAGUUGAAUAUUCUACGAAAAGGACUCCCAAGAGGGCAGCGGGCAUGAUCGCUUUGGUCUGGGUCUUCUCUAUCUCCAUCUCCAUGCCGCCUUUGUUUUGGCGUCAAGCGAAAGCGGAAGAAGUUUCUGACUGUGUGGUGAACACAGACCACAUACUGUACACCGUUUACUCCACAGUGGGAGCCUUCUACUUCCCCACCUUGCUGCUGAUAGCCCUCUAUGGAAGGAUCUAUGUGGAAGCCAGAUCUCGGAUUUUGAAACAGUCGCCAACGAAAACAGGCAAAAGAUUAACAAGGGCUCAUUUAAUAACCGACUCCCCCGGAUCAUCGUCAUCUGUCACCUCCAUAAACUCGAAGGCCCCAGAGGCUUCCAGUCCAAUCGGAUCUCCUGUAUAUAUGAAUCAGGUCAAGGUGAAGAUCUCGGAUGCUCUUCUGGAGAAAAAGAAGCUCACGGCCGCUAGGGAGCGGAAAGCUACCAAGACUUUAGGGAUUAUUUUAGGAGCCUUCAUUGUCUGUUGGUUGCCCUUCUUCAUCAUCACCUUGGUGUUGCCUAUUUGCAAGGACGCUUGCUGGUUCCACAUGGCCAUCUUUGACUUUUUCACCUGGCUAGGGUAUCUCAACUCUUUAAUCAAUCCCAUAAUCUAUACAAUGUCCAAUGAAGACUUCAAACAAGCUUUUCAUAAAUUGAUGCGUUUUAGAUGCACAAGCUGAAUGUUGAAUGCAUUGUGUUCUCCCGGGCUGCUUGAAUACACUUUUGUGUCUGAUUCUACAGAAUCAAGUUGCUAUUGUAAAGACACACUGCUUGAACCCCUCCCGCCCCAGUUGUCAGAUUCAUGAUGCUGCAAUAACAUCAAUACAUACUGCCACCAAAUUGUUCUGCCCUGCAUUUCAAUGUAAUGACUCUUGCAAAGAUGCUUUUCCAAAAAACACAUCUCUUACAAAAAGAGAGCAACUGCAAAUCAAGAUUUAGAACUGAUCGGGGUUGGAAACAAAAUUUGAGAGUAAAACGUCUAUUUAUUUUGCAGGCUUGCCUUUAACUUUUCUCUUGCAAGUUGUAGGGGUGUGCAUAAUAGUUGUUUGUGUCUGUAUGAGCAUAGUUGUACUUAUGUGUACCUGUAAUUUCUUUCUUUCAGUGGAAAGAGUUGUUAACUUUACUUUAAAAAGGGACUGGAGGAAAACUGCAGCAUUUAAAAAUAGGAACAUAAACUGUGUAAAUGACUCCUUGGGCAGAACAUGUGUGUGAAGCAGGAGUGUGCAAAAUGUUAUAUUUGUAUUUGAAACAAUAGUAAAUACAAAUACUGUAGUAAUAAGAGUCCUAGAUGUAUUCAACUGCAUCACACAUGGCUGUGUCCUCGGUUUAUCCUUUAACAAUUGCUAUCUCUCGUAUUAUAGUUUCCUUCAUAAGUUAAACAGUUCUACUCAAACAUUAAGGGAAAACAAAGUUCUGUGCUUUACCUUUAAACAACUGGGACUAAGUACUAUUUGAUGUUGUAACUGAAGUUUUUUCUAUUUUUGUGUCCGUUGCACACCCUUACUGCAUCAAACACUGGAGAAUUUAGACCAUCUAAAAUACUUAAUAUUGAUUAUUCUACUCUGUAGGGAGAUGAAGCAGUUUGCUUUGUUAAAAGAGCCACAGCACCUGCAAAAUAAAUACCCAUAAUCCUGGAUAAACUGAUGUCAGACAUCAGUGAAAUAACUUUCAUUUUUUUUCUUUAUUCAGCUAAGAUCUUAAGACAAGUCUACUUAAGUCCAGCAGUCAAAAUUAGUUUCAGACUGUGGCCACCUGCUGUGAUACAAAUGCAUUGAGUGUUCCUCCUAUGUGUAACUGAAAAUGAAAUACAAACAAUAAAAAGCUUCACUGUGUUCUCAA